Messenger RNA from Paramecium primaurelia, 1205 nucleotides. Lineage: Eukaryota; Ciliophora; Oligohymenophorea; Peniculida; Parameciidae. The record is from the annotation of a GenBank genome assembly.
AUGGAUAGGGUAAUUGAAUUAUUAAACUCAAAAAAAAUAUAGGAAUCUCCUGAGAAUAGAAGAUUACUUUUUAAUAAUCCUACAUACAAACCAUACUUAUUAUUAACUUACAAUGAAUUUAGAUAAUUGUUUAAAGUAGAUGAUAAUAAUGUUACUCGAUUCAAUAAAAUGAUCAUUUACACAGAGAUGGAUUACUACAACUACGUUUAUAAUCAAACUUGGGCAUAUAAAUGGUAUCCAUUAUUAUUCAAAUUUACUUUGAAUUGUGUUCGAAGGAGAUCAACAAGCAUCAUUUUUUCCUUGAUGUACUUGUACAGUGUUGAAGUAUUCUUAGAAAAAUUAUGUCUAUUUUAAUACGUAGAUGACAAAAUAAUAGAUGCCUCUGAAUAUUUCACUGCAGCUCUUUCCAAAGAAAAAAGUAAUCCUCAUCAAUAGCAUAGAUCUAUAAAAAUAAAAUGAGCUUUUUCUAAAGUACAAGGAAAUCAUCUUAAAAGAUUUCAAAGAUAAACAUUAUGUUGAAGAAUACAAACCAAGAGAUUGGAUACUUAUGGGUAAUAAAUUUAAUAUCCAUAAUCCAUAUAUACAUUGGACAGAAUCAAAAGAUGAGAAUGCCGAUAAAAUUAUGAAAGAAUUCUUUGUAAAGAACUUUUAACUAUUACUUUUCUUUGAUAGAAUACAACGUUUUGCUAAAUUGAUAAAAAAUGAAGGAUAUACAGGUUUAUAAAGAGAAACAAGAUUAUGUGUUUAGAAUUUAAUCAAAUAAGGAAAAAGACUAGUAUUGGAAUUUCCUGUCUAUAAGGAAUAUGUUCCUUAUUUGAAUUCAUAUUAUAAAAUAGAGGAAUUACUUUCAGCUUCUUAUAUUGAUUAAAGAAAAAGAUUUAUAUAAUUAGAUCAUUAUAAAUUAAUAGGAAGUAAAAUUAUAAAUUUAUUCAAUUAUUUGGUUUAUGGAAGAUGUGAAUUUGUAAGAUACGAAUUUAAAUGGUUUGACCCAAAUAUAUCUGCUAAGAAACCUAUGUUUAGUAAAUAUUAAUUAUAAUAAUUAAAUAGGAGCUGAAUCAGUUUGGUAUGAUUUUGUACCAUAUGUGCUAUUACUUUUGUUACCUACAAAAGUAAUGGGAAUUAAGAGAGUAGUUGGAAAUGCUAAAAAAUAUGCUGAUUAUGCAUCAACUUUAGGUUCAAAAGUUAAAUAAUAGACAUAGAUUUGA